GGCGCUGCCUGCGCAUGCGCCCCUCCACCCGCCGCCGCCGCCCCUCCCCGUGCUCCGCGCUGAUGGCGGCGGCGAUCAUGGCGGCCGAGCAGGAAGCCGCGAAAGGCGGCGGCGGCGGCGGCAGGAACCGCGGCGGCGUGCAGCGCGUGGAGGGGAAGCUGCGCGCCAGCGUCGAGAAGGGCGACUACUACGAGGCGCACCAGAUGUACCGGACGCUGUUCUUCAGGUAUAUGUCACAAGGAAAACAUGCAGAAGCAAGAGAACUUAUGUAUUCAGGGGCUUUGCUGUUCUUCAGUCAUAACCAGCAAAACAGUGCUGCUGAUCUGUCCAUGCUGGUUCUGGAGUCUUUGGAGAAAUCGGAUGCAAAAGUAGCAGAAGACCUUUUAGAAAACUUGGCUAAAUUGUUUAGUUUAAUGGAUCCAAAUUCUCCCGAACGAGUGGCUUUCGUAUCCAGAGCACUAAAAUGGUCCAGUGGAGGGUCAGGAAAACUUGGACAUCCAAAACUACACCAGUUACUAGCUAUUACCCUGUGGAAAGAGCAAAACUAUAGUGAAUCUCGGUAUCACUUCUUGCACUCCACAGAUGGUGAGGGCUGUGCAAAUAUGCUGGUAGAAUACUCGUCGUCCCGCGGAUACCGCAGUGAGGUGGACAUGUUUGUAGCUCAGGCAGUACUACAAUUUCUCUGCUUAAAAAAUAAGACCAGCGCAUCAGUUGUUUUUACGACAUACACACAGAAACAUCCUUCAAUAGAGAAGGGCCCACCCUUUGUUCAACCACUGCUAAACUUCAUCUGGUUUCUGUUGUUGGCAGUUGAUGGAGGAAAACUAACAGUAUUUACAGUAUUGUGUGAACAGUAUCAACCUUCUCUGAAAAGGGAUCCCAUGUAUAAUGAGUACCUAGAUAGAAUAGGACAGCUUUUCUUUGGAGUUCCGCCCAAGCAGACCUCGUCCUACGGAGGAUUGCUAGGAAAUCUUUUAAACAGUCUGAUGGGAACUGGGGAAGAUGAUGACACAGAAGAUGGUCAGGAAGACAGCAGUCCUAUCGAGCUCGACUGAAUGUUGUUGUCAUUGGGUGCCGUGUAAAUCUGAUGAUUCGAUGACUCCAAAGACACUUUUGGAAUUUGAAUCCUGCAGUUGUUUCUUGGCGCCUGAAAGGGCUCCUCUGGUCUUUUAGAAAUGGUUGCUGAAAUGUUUAUAAUGUCGGUCUAUAUUAUUUAUGUAAAAAAACAAAAAAAAAAAAGAAAGAAACCAACAAAAAGUAGCCAAACGAACCAAUCGGAGCAGUUGUUAGUGGGUUUCCGAUGCAGUGGCUGGUGACUGAUUAAAAUAUAGUCUUCUACGGUUUCUGAUGCAGUAUUCCCUUUUGCACAGUAAUUCAAUAAAGCAUAAAAAUGGGUCUUGUCCUUCA
Messenger RNA from Myiozetetes cayanensis, 1407 nucleotides. RefSeq names its product guided entry of tail-anchored proteins factor 4 (gene GET4). The transcript is spliced from 9 exons. The coding region runs from base 15 to 1055 and encodes 346 amino acids. NCBI's taxonomy places the organism in Eukaryota, Metazoa, Chordata, Aves, Passeriformes, Tyrannidae. Gene Ontology annotation, molecular function: protein binding. Gene Ontology annotation, biological process: protein insertion into ER membrane. Gene Ontology annotation, cellular component: BAT3 complex; cytosol. The record is from RefSeq and is a predicted model, not a curated record.